AUGUCGCAACGGGGCGCUCUGGAAGCUCUUCGACGUGUGCUUUCCCAAGCACUCGGCUCUCGGGCCAGUAGCGGAAUCUGCGUUGCUUCUGCCGCAUCUCGACUGGUGAUGCAACCUCACCGUGUCUUGAAACCCAUGCGAUCGACCUUCUCUUAUCCAGCGCAAGAUCGACCUUUUUCAUCUUCUGCACGACACAAUCACAAGGUAUUGCCCGAAGAGAUUACUUCCACCUCGACCAUGCUCUCAUCCACAACUGCCUCGCCAGUAGCCGACUCUCCCAUUCCCACGUUCACCAACGUACGCGAUUACCGAGCAUGGCGAGCACAGGCCACCCGCGACGGCAAGUCGGUCGGCUUUGUCGCAACUAUGGGCGCUCUUCACGACGGGCAUCUCAAGCUUGUAAAAGCCUCUCUCCAGGAAAACGACUACACGGUUGUUUCGAUCUUUGUGAACCCUGCCCAGUUUGCGCCCACCGAAGACCUCGCAUCCUACCCACGCACUCUCAAGUCCGACAUUUCCAAACUUGCCGCGCUCUACUCCCACUCUUCCGGCUCAGAUCGCAGAGUCAACGUAGUAUUUGCCCCUAGCGUAAAGGAUAUGUAUCCGAAUGGCUUUACGCAGGUGGUAGCAGACCAGAUCGGUGCCUUUGUCGAGGUCAAGGGUCUCAGUCACCAGAUGGAAGGUGGAAGCAGGCCGACGUUCUUCCGCGGCGUAGCCACCGUCGUCACCAAACUUUUUCACAUCGUCCAGCCGGACAACACCUACUUCGGACAAAAGGACAUUCAGCAGUCGGUCGUGCUGCGACGUCUCGUGUCCGACCUUGUCUUUUCACAUCCACCAUCUCCCGAACAUGUUCGCGUUAUCCCCACAGGCCGCGAUCCGAAGGACAAUCUUGCUCUCAGCAGUCGUAACGCCUACCUGACUCCGGAUUCUCGACAGGUCGCUCCUGUACUCUAUCGUGCACUCAGAAAAGGUCAAGACGUGUGGGAGCAGUCGCACUGGACAGAUGAAACCAAGGAGCAACGCAUCAGAAAGACGCUGGACAACGCGAGAGCAGUUGUCCUGCAACAGGCGAAAGAGUGUAUGAGCGACGGAAAAGGCGUCAAUCUCAAGCUGGACUACAUCUCGCUAAAUCACCCCAAGACGCUCGAGAAUCUUGAGCAAGUGUCCAAGGAAAAGGGCAUUGAUGCGGUCGACAUGAGCGAAGGCGCCAUCCUCAGUGGAGCGGCUUUGAUCAGUCAGGGAAAGGACGGAAAGGUGACUAGAUUGAUUGACAAUCUUCUGCUGGGUUUCGAACUGUGA
Molecule: messenger RNA, 1302 nt
Organism: Mycosarcoma maydis (corn smut)
Lineage: Eukaryota; Fungi; Basidiomycota; Ustilaginomycetes; Ustilaginales
Product: putative pantoate--beta-alanine ligase
Exons: 1
Coding region: 1-1302 (433 amino acids)
Biological process (GO): pantothenate biosynthetic process
Molecular function (GO): pantoate-beta-alanine ligase activity
Source: RefSeq, a predicted model, not a curated record